GUUUAGGCGUCCUAACUAAAAACAUGCCUCCCGUUGCGGUGAAUUAUUUCAGCUGUCUGCAAUAUUCCCUUGCUAAGUGGCUUGUAGGGAGAUUUUGCCAACGCAAAGGACAUUGACGAAAACUGGAGGCUUAACAAGAUUAGCGACUGUCGUUUUAAUCGAGUUUGGUUAGUGUUGGGGUUUCAAAAUGGCGGACACAAACGAGGCUCUGGAGAAAAUUGACUCAGGUGACUACGAUUUUUUACCUCUUCUCUUUCGACACUUAAAACGAAUCCUCGGAGACAAUACAGAUUAUUUUGAACAAUACACAAGUAAGGAAGUCUAUAAAAAGCUCUACAAUGGCUUUAAACUGAUGCUAUCAACCAUUGAUUCUUUGGAAGAAGGAGCAACUUUGCUGGCGAAGACAGCACCCUUAUUCGACUACAGUAACGACAUCAAGGGAAAUGGCUACAGGAGUUUACUUAGACUUGUCGAACAUUGCCUUCAUUCUGUUACAGAACUAUCUGCCUAUUGCCAAACUCAUCGAGAUAGAUUUUAUUUUCGAUCUCAUCACUAUAGCUUGGAAGUCGAAGCUUUCGCCAAUGUUUUUCAAAGGACGAGCGAAUUGUUGCACUUUGCCAAGAUCGUGGUAGAGGACAGUGUGCCAGACAACUUAUUUCCAGAGAACUUUGACUCUAAAGUCAUGUUGGAAGUUGAGAAGUUGGAUAGAGAGUGCUUUUAUGGUAGAACGUUGGGUUUUCAGGUGAAUAUUUACGAGUGAUCUUUAAUAAAUAUUUGGGUUCGCUUAUCUUUAGUUCACUUAACUUAAAGUGGUAUUACCAAUGAUUCGUUUAUCAAUAAAUUUAAAACCGUAAUGAAUGCUUGACAAAUUCGAACGUCAAGACGAUUUUCUUGUCUGAUAAUAAAUUGAAACUUUCAAUUUGAAUCAUAAUCUCUCUUAAGCAUUAUUUGUCUUGUUUUGUUUUUAUUAUUAAUAUUAUCACCUCCUGUUUUUAUUCUGCUCUCCCUCAAAAAUAGAAAAAUGGAAGGAAUUAUUUACCAAACAGCAGAUUCAAAAAUAUUGAAAUAAGACCUGAUACAGUAAAUGAUAUUGAUAAGAUAAUUCUGCCUGUAUUCCACGUAUAUUUAUAAUAUAUUUUGGGUGAAAAAUAAAUUUCUGGACUUAUAUUUAACAUGAAAACUGGGAGUUGCCUAGAAAUUCUACUUAAGCUACUUGAGCCACAAUAUCAUUAACUUUUUAAAACAAACCUAAUUUUGUAUAUGGUACAUUUGAUAUAUUCAGUUUCCACUCAGCAAAUCAUGAUUAUUUUUAGCUUUUGUAUCAAGAAAACUGAUUUUACUACUUAGAAAAUAGGUUCUUAAAAUGUUUUCCUUUAAAAAUGAAAUGCUCUAAUAUUCAUCAUCAGUUUUCUAGUGGUAUGCGGCAUUUCUUACAAGUUGUCUGUGUGGCAAUGGCAUCAUUUGCCGAGGGUUAUCAUCGUCACAAGCAGAGCAGCAUGGCAUGUGCUACAGUAUCUUUCUUAAACAGUGGGAAAUACACUGUGAAUCCUGAGAUGAGAGCUAAGAUGAUUGUAGAUGUGACACAGAAAACUAACAUGGAAUUCUGUAAAGCCUUUUGGAGUUUGACUGAAGGUUAUGGACUUCAGGUACUUCCUGCAGCAGAAUGCUUUCCUCUUACUCAAUUAACAAUUGGUUCAUAUGUUAGUGUGCAUUCAUCAAGAUGUGAAGCACACAGGAAGUUUGGAGAGCACGAAAGAAGCAUAAGAGUUGCUCGAGGUAUAGCCAAGAGCAACUCUAGCUUCUUGAGCGCUCUCCAAACUUCCCAAGUGCUUCAUAUCUUGAUGAAUUCACAGCUGACGUAUGAACCAAUAUUGUUUUAUAACAUUUUCAACCCAAUGAAAAAUUUUUUUCUCGAGGGACUUGUUUGCUGACGUCAUGAGUGUACACAUUAGGAAUAUGAAGCACGCUCACACAAUUGAAUUUGAUUACACAAAUUUACUAGCUAUGUUGUAAUACUAUUUUAAAAAUGGGGAUAUUGUCAAUUGUGAGAGGAAAAAGUAGAGUCUGGCAGCAGUCUUACUGGUCAGUAAACACUACAUUUUCCUUAUUUCUGGUGGUUUUGUCUCAACUCUGGAUAUCGUGCUAAUUUAUUCUCAGACUAUUGUCAAUUUUCCCCAAAAUCUUGAGUUAGUUGGAGUCAACUGUAACAGAGUCAAAGCUGUGCUUUUUGAAGAACCACUUGAUGCCUAGAUGCUCUUCUUUUAAAGUGUAUUUUUAUGACGCUUUAUAAAACCAAUAAAGUAGGUAUGGGAAUUGUUUGAAUCUACAAACUGCCACUUUUGUAACCAGAAUGUUUUGUUGCACUUCAGCAUGUGCCACUGCUUGUUUGUUCUGCAAUGAAAGUGAACAGGGUGUUCUUUAUUCCUCCGGAGCCAUUUGAACUUCAGAUGUUGACUGGGGAGUCUGUGAGUAUUGCUCCACCCUGUUCUUGGUCUGGUCUGGCUCCAGUUCAAGUGCGACUGUUGUCGUAUGAAUGGAGAGAAGGGCAGGUAUGAGCUGAUAUGUCAUUUACUGUUGAAAAUUUCAAAUAGCCAGGGUCAGAGGUUCAUAAAAAUUUUCAACCCCUUGAAAGUGACUAGCAUCUAAUUUAUCCUCACAAAAGCACCCCUGAAUCACACAUUUAUUUAAAUAAGUCAUGAGAAUAAAGGAAAUGAUCAUUAACAAAAGAAGCUCUUGAUUGUUAAACAAAUUCUCCUUGUCAGCACCUAAGGAAAUGUAUAGAGAACAGUAUGGAGAAUAUGCAUACUGAUAUUAGGGUGUAAAGGGUUAAGAAAUAUAAUAUCAAGAAAAUAGAAUAAAAUGACAAAAGAAUAUUCUCAACUUUUGAAUUAAAAAUACCUCAGUAAAUUGAAAUAGAGAAAGAUAAUUAUUCACAUUCUAAUGUGUAAUGCUCACAUUAUAAUGCACACAUUAAUGUCUCAUUGGCUUAUUCUGUGCUUCAGAGUAAAGAUGGAAGUGACAAUGUUUCACACCAUGGCCGACCACCAAAGCCCAAAAGUGAUGGCUUGAUACUCCAUGUACAUGGUGGAGGGUUUGUCGCCCAGUCAUCAAAAUCACAUGAGGUAUGAAAUGAUGCAUGUAUGUGAGAGUGACCACCUCUAAUAACAGUCGAGCUGGUAAACAUAUGUAUUGGUUGCAACAUGAUUUCAAGUGCGAUUUGUGUUGAUAUGCACAAGUAAAGUUUUCAAAGAUGACAACAAUUGAAAAAUUUAUUAGUACUUAUUUUACACUAAAUUGCAUGAAAAAAUCAUGUUGUUACUUGUUAAUAAUUUACAUGAAAAACGCAUCGCAGAAAGUCAAGGUGGACAAAAUUUUGGUAGCACACAGGCUAUUUGUAAUUUGCACUCGUAUUACAAUCAUGUUGUUAAUUGUUAAUAAUUUACAUGAAAAAUGCAUCGCGGAAAGUCAAUUUGUAUUUGUAAUUUACACUUGUAUUACAACUUUGCUUUUGUGUUACAUGAAAAAUGCACACAUUUUCAGCCAAUCAGAUGCGCAUAAUAUGUAUAUUAUUAAGAGUGAAACAUCUAUCAACUGGAUACUCUCUAUUAGACCCUUUGACUCUUAGGAGUGACUAACAUCUAAUUUCUCCUUACAAUAUCACCCAUAAAUCACACAUUGAAGUUGCGAGAGUGAGGAAAAUGAUGUUGAACAAAUUCUCCCUGUUAGCACCUCAGGAAAUGUUUAGAGAACAGUAUGGAGAAUAUGCAUACUGAUAAUAGGGUAUAAAGGGUUAACGGGGAAGUAAGCUGUAUCAAAAUAAAAGCCUUCUCAUUUGUCUCCUCUAUUAAUGUAUUUUUGCAGAUCAAGAUAUUUGUAGUACUCAGAAUUUUCUUACAAGUUAUUCUUCUUGCAAAAGAGACUUUUUGGUGAAAGAUGUUAAAUUAUAAACUUUCUUCUAUUUCCUUAUAUUUUACAAGACAUAUUAUAUUUACAAUAUUUUUACAAGGAAAUUACAAAUCCAAGCUCACUUUAUUAUAUUUUUUUCAGAUGUACCUUCGCACUUGGGCAUGUGAACUUGGUGUGCCCAUCCUAUCUAUAGACUAUUCAUUGGCACCAGAAGCUCCUUUUCCACGGGCCUUGGAAGAAUGUUUCUUUGUGUAUGCUUGGUGUUUGAAUAACUUCCAUCAGCUGGGUACUACUGGAAAGUGUAUCUGCCUAGCUGGAGAUUCAGCAGGUUAGAUACCACUUUUGAUGUCAGUCAAUAUUGUUGUUAAUUUUUAUCAAUGCUAUAAGUCUUAUCAUCAGCCCACUUUUAUACUCUUGCUGCCCCCAUAAACACUUUCCAGCCAUCAUGGUCUGGUGCCAAUCAUUCCAGCUCUCCCCCUUUUGUGGCAAGUCUUCUUUUACUAACACUUCAGGGCCAACUUUGCCCUCCAGCACACUUUUAAAUUUUUGAGCUGUUACAAAAUCUCACUUUUAAAUGCCAAUGGCCUGAAAAUUGAAAUUCUUUAAAUUCCACCUUGCUCUUUCCUCUUCCAAAAUUGCAUCAUGACCAUCGCUUAUCAUUUGGCAAAAAAUCGUGCAGCCACUGAAUUGCCAGUUAAGCAACUGUGGUGGAGACACCAGGUCUCAACUACCAAUAACUGUGCUUAAAGAAAUAAAAAUGUGGGAAAAAAUAUCAAGAAGAAAAAGUAAGCCAUCAAGUUAGCAGUCAUGGACAAUUGAAUUUAACAUUGUUUAACCACAUGACAAGGUCACAUCAGGACCUGGCACUCACCCAUCUAAUCUUUCUGCAUAAUUAUUUUUAGGGGGCAAUUUGUGUGUGUCAUUAAGCAUGCGUGCAUCAGAGGUUGGCAUCCGUGCACCAGACUCCAUCCUAGCUGCCUAUGCACCAUUCAAUGUACAGUGGGUACCCUCUCCUUCCCGUCUGCUGAGCCUUAUGGACCCACUGCUUCCUACAGGGUUGCUAGGUGCUUGCUUGGCUGCCUACUCAGGUAUGGGGAAGUCACCCUUUGAUGACUGCACCACAAAUUCAAUAAAAUCUUUAACAGGUGAAACAAGCCAGCCAGUGAGUGUCGUGAAAAGGAGAAAGACAAACUCUCUCUUGAGAUUGCUACGAGUUGGCUCAAAGGAGUCUAAAUUUGCAAAGAGUGGUAGCCACUCUGAAGCCCUUUCACCAUCAGGGCCAGAGAGUUUCCAUAGUUGUUUGAGCUCACCGCAGUUUGAAGAGACAGAGACUGUCAACAAUAUGGCAAGCCCCAGCACUGAGACAGCCGUUGGUUAUCACUGCACUAGUGUGGUGCAUUCAUCAGGGGAACAUUCAGAGGAAGGUGUCUCGGACCAAGAAAAGGGCUCUGAAAUUAGUAGCCCUUCAUCUGGGCAUUCCCACUCCCGAAGACAUUCCCAAGACACCAUACCCAGUAGACCCACAAGUCCUCAGAGAAGCAAACAUGGCGGAGGAGACGAGAUGGAACAUAUAGGAGUGCACUACCAUAGGGACAUUGAAGAGUGCCACUUAGUGAACGUGGUAGAGUCUCCAGAGAGCCCUAGUGGAGAGCUUCUGUUGUUUCCUCUUGAAAUGCCUCAAGAGGAGCUCUACGAAGAUGUGGGUACAUCACCAGAUGAGGACGAGGAGGUGGGACAUGAUGACAAGUCUCAUUCAAGGACCCAGUCUAUGUCCCAAGUGCAUAUUCCUAUUGCCAAGAACCCGUAUAUGUCUCCACUUCUGGCACCUGAUGAAAUGUUGAAGAGUUUACCACCAAUUGAUCUUGUGGUAAGUUUGCUUUCCUGUGAUUGGUAGCCCAAGCUCGCACAACGAGCCUACGUGUAUAUGCAAAUAUGUUUACGUUGCGCAAUGGGCGAAAUGUAAGGAUCUGUAUGUUGACGAACGUUCGCACUCACAACCGAAAACUCUGAACUAGAUUUGAAUGAAACAAAGUUACCUCUCUUAAGUGGUUGUUUCUUAGUAUUGUAUGAGUUUUUUUCUGGGCUGAUUUAGAGCCGUUUAGCUCCGUUUUAGUUCAUCUGCUUCAUCCUUUAUAUUAUCCUCUGUAUGUUCACCUUUAGGCUUGCACAUUGGACCCCAUACUGGACGAUUCAGUUGAAUUUGCUCGCCGGCUACGUUCUCUCGGUAAAGACGUGGAACUGUACAUCCUAGAGGAUUUACCCCACGGAUUUCUGAGCUUCCAUCUUGCCAGCCAGGAGGCGAGAGAAGGAAAUGACCUGUGCAUUGUAUGCUUGAAGAGAACAUUAUCAGGGAAAAGAAAUGUGGGAAACGUGGAGAAAGCUCCUGUGUACUGAGAGCUUGGUACAUUGUUACGCUCUCAUGAGCGUAACAUGUAGGAGUCUUGGACAACGGCAUGUUCUGUUACUUUCUGUUACCAGCUAUAGACCAUUUAAUUCGAAUGAUUAUGUACGCUGUCACGAAAAUGUUGCGUUACCAUCGCACAAUCUCAUUUUCUUUCACAAGCUAUUUAGAACUAUUUACAGUUUCUGAAAUAACAGAUCGAAUGGAUUCGCACUUUGCCGCAAAUACUGUCACGUAAUUGGUGCGUUUUCCGUCACGCCCUCCCAUUUUCUGUUACUAGCCAUAGACAAUCUGAUAAGAAUUGGAAUUAUUUCGUGAUUGUCACGUAACGCUGUCAUGAAAAUGUUGCGGUACCCAAUUUGAAUGUUCUUAAAAGAUUUAACCUCGAUAGCUCGAUAGCCUUGCAAUUUCUACAAACCUCGCAGGCGAGGAAGAUAAAUAUUUCUGUCAGUUUUAUAUCCAAAGUAGAGCAUAUCAAGAAUAUUUUGGUGUAUUUGUUACAUUUUGAAAUGAAGAUAAUAUUGCAUUCCUCUCCAACAUUUCAGGGAGAGGGUAACUGAUAUUUGAGCUUGGGUGAAUGGAAAUUUUGUUGGGGUAUAACCGUGGAAAAAAUGCGAUAUCCAGUCACAUCGCUUAUUUAAUAUAAAUGCGAAAUUUAGUCGAUGAAAUUUAUUUGUUACAGGCAGUAAAAUUCUACUCUUCAAAUUAAGAAUGUAAAUGAAAUAAUUUGCUGGAUCAAAGGUUGACAAAAAUGUAAAGUUAGUAUAGGAUAUUAAAAUUGAGACGUUGACCACGUUGAAGAAUUGUCAGAUGCA
Messenger RNA from Pocillopora meandrina, 7122 nucleotides. Lineage: Eukaryota; Metazoa; Cnidaria; Anthozoa; Scleractinia; Pocilloporidae. The record is from the annotation of a GenBank genome assembly.